Molecule: messenger RNA, 2334 nt
Organism: Phytophthora sojae
Lineage: Eukaryota; Oomycota; Peronosporomycetes; Peronosporales; Peronosporaceae
Exons: 4
Coding region: 1-2334 (777 amino acids)
Source: RefSeq, a predicted model, not a curated record
AUGGUGCCGCCACCCGGGAGUACUACUUCCAAUGACGGGCUAACGAUCCAAGAGGCAUCGGAGGCAGGUGCGCAGUCGGCUGGAAGGUCGCCGACCGCAAGAGAGCACAGUGAGAGACCUGUCGCGUCGUGGAGCUCUGAGGGAACCUUCACGACAGGUGAGGUAUCUCCCGGCGGGGGCGCCACCCUGCAGCAGGGGUACGACAAGCUCCUCGACGCACAUCGCUUCUUGCAGAUGUAUCACCAGCGGGAAAACCAUCUGGUGGAAGAAAACGCGCAACGCAACAAGGUCACCGAGGCUGAGGCCAAGCUCGAGCGCGCGAUCUUGGCCGUCCAACGUCUUCGUAUCUCCGGCCAGGAGGCCGCAUUCGACGCCGACCGGCUGAUGCAGUUCCUCAACCGAGGUGGGGCUGCUACUCGCGGUCGUUGGCCUAGGCUGGUGCGCCUGCUUCGGCAUUUCCAACGGGGGUCCAUUCCUCCCGCACACUGGGUCACCAACAUCACCGUCGAGGCUGCCGACCGUCCGUUCAGGAUGAUCCCGCCCUAUCCGGGCCCAGUUGACCCGGACGUCGAGGACGAUGACGACAACUACCAGGCAGGCGAUGGCAACGGAGGCCAGGAUGGGGAUCGUGAAGAGAAGUCGGAGGACAAUCCACCCACUCCUCCCCGCUCGGACUUCCCCUGCGGAUGGGUCUCCGUCCAAGUCCAAGCGGCGUACGUCCAGGGGAUCACGUUCGGGGUCAUGUCCACGUGGUAUGGCCGAGCUUUCCAGCAAGGGUGGGCCGGUACGGACUUCAAGCGUCUGAUUUCCGACUGUGCUGCAUCCCUGCCGGAGUUCGUCUCUUGGUCGGAUGCCCGGCUGGAUGCCCAGUUUGUCAUGCGGAUGGAAAAUGGGUACGAAGAGACCUUGGACAUCCCCCGUCAGGACCGUCCGGCCCACCAGUAUUUCCCCAAGCCUUGGUUGCUGGAGAUGCUAGUCAAGAUGAUGUAUCAUGGCACCCUGGACGACACUCUCUGGACGCGUCAUGCCCCCGAGACCUUCUACAAGAUGGCCGAGGAGUUUCCGCCACUACGCAACCUGGCCGAGGACGCUGCUGCCGAGAUGGAAAUCGUCGAAGUCGACGACUCCAGUGAAAGCGAUGACUCCAGUGACUCCGACUACGAGGGCAAGGCCAAGGCAUCUUCAUCUGGGAAGAGCGCGGAUGGGCCCUCCAAGGCGGAGUCCGUCGAGGAAAGCAGCUCUUCGAGCAGCAGCGAGGAAGAGGAACAGCCGGCCAAGCGCAAGCCUAAGCGGAACCGCGUCGAGUCAUCCUCGGACAGCUCAUCUGAGGACGAGCUCCAAUCAUCUUCUUCGUCACAGCGUCGGCCUCCCCGGUUGUCGUCCCAGAAAACACCCCAGUCCCCUCGGUCCAAGUUUGCGUUGAAAGACAAGCCCGAUCGGACAUCGUCCAAGAAAAAUCCGAAGAAACGCAGUCGUACGUCGAAAACCAAACGGGAGGGCGGCAAGUCGCCCCUGGCUCUGAAGUCCUAUGAGGACCUGACUGCCGAAGAGUUGGCGAUCAUCGAGGUCCCGUCCGGAGAUAUUGUCUCGUGGCGUAGUCGCGGCAUUGGCUCUCGGUUUGCUCCCAAGAAGGGUGGUAUCGAAGGGCAGACCCCGGGCUUCCCGAACUACGCGCCCCAUCAACCCGAGACCAAGUUCUUGGCCAGGCGUUGGCCCUCAGUCGAAGAUGAGUAUGCGGCCCUGGUCGCGAAGGAACCCUGGCUGGAGAUGUUCAACAAGCGGGUCAAGGUCCUGUACUUCCACCGCCGGGGCCACCUAUCCCUACCUGUGAUCCACAUUCUGGACCAACAUGUGGAGUACAUGAAGGAUCACCUUCCAGCCUUCUGGCACAUCCUGUACUGGUUCAUGAUGAAGACCAAGCCUGAAGACGACGAGAAGUGUGACGACCUCACGAUCUACGAACGGGCUCAAGACCUCCACCGCAAGCGCCAGGCGUUCCACGACGGGGUUGCGCGGACCUUCGAGGCCGGAAUCAAGCGUCUGAUCAAGGCCGGCAUGCCGAAAACGAUGGUCUGGGAGCCUGGAUUCUGGUUGUACCCGUGCAAGAUCUGCUACAUGUACCUGGUCGACGAGUCAACCAAGAAGGUCGAUGGCACGCGUUACACCCUGGCUGACCAGAUCGCGAGGGCCGAACUCGAAGACCCCGGCCGGACUCAGUGGAGUACCUGCACGGAUGACGAGCGUCUGGUGCACGUCCCAGCCAAUAUCGUUGACAAGAAGCUGCUCCAUGAGCACGAGCGCGUCGACAACUGGGUCGCGACCAAGUUCCAGUGA